UCUAGGUUGCUCGCGCUCACUCACUCUGGCUGGGAGUUUUUCGCGUUCAUGUUUUCACAGGAGUACUUGUAGUCUUCAUACGAACGGGAGGACUAUCCUGGGGGGAAAAAGAUCGCGCGUGGAUUGUUUUAGGCUUCUGUAGAGGGAGAUUUGGAGAAAACUGCCUUCGGUGGUAGAAUUUUUACUUAGAUAGUGUUCUAAAGUUGUCACCAUGCCGGUUUUUCACACGAAGACGAUAGAAAGUAUCCUGGAGCCGGUGGCUCAGCAGAUAUCCCAUCUGGUGAUAAUGCACGAAGAAGGUGAAGUUGAUGGGAAAGGUAUCCCAGAUCUGACGGCGCCCGUAGCUGCUGUUCAGGCAGCCGUUAGUAACCUUGUUCGGGUGGGAAAGGAGACUGUACAAACCACAGAAGACCAGCUCAUGAAAAGGGACAUGCCACCAGCUUUUAUCAAAGUGGAGAAUGCGUGCACCAAACUGGUACAGGCUGCAUCCAUGCUGAAAGCUGAUCCAUACUCUGUUCCUGCUCGGGAUUACCUGAUCGAUGGCUCUCGGGGCAUCCUGUCUGGGACCUCUGACCUGCUCCUCACCUUUGAUGAGGCUGAGGUUCGCAAAAUAAUCCGUGUGUGCCGAGGCAUCCUGGAGUAUUUGGCUGUGGCAGAGGUGGUGGAGUCUAUGGAGGACCUGAUCACAUAUACAAAGAACCUGGGACCAGGUAUGACGAAGAUGGCAAAGAUGAUAGAUGAGCGGCAGCAGGAGCUCACGCAUCAGGAGCAUCGCGUGAUGCUCGUCAACUCUAUGAACACUGUCAAAGAGCUGCUGCCCAUCCUCAUUUCAGGCAUCAAAAUUUAUGUGACAACCAAGACCUCUGGAAGCCACGGAGUGGAGGAGGCCUUGAAGAAUCGUAACUUCACUUUUGAGAAGAUGAGUGCCGAGAUAAACGAGAUUAUCCGAGUGCUGCAGCUGACUUCCUGGGACGAGGAUGCUUGGGCAAACAAGGACACAGAGGCUAUGAAGAGGGCUCUUGGGCUAAUCGAUUCAAAGAUGGGUCAGGCUAAGAACUGGCUGAGGGAUCCAAAUGCUCAACCAGGGGACGCAGGUGAGCAGGCCAUCCGGCAGAUCCUUGAUGAGGCUGGAAAAGUUGGUGAACUUUGUGCAGGGAAGGAGCGCAGAGAUAUAGUUGGCACAGCGAAGACACUGAGUCAGAUGACAGACCAGGUGUCUGAGAUGAGAGCCAGAGGUCAUGGAGCAUCCCCUGUUGCCAUGCAAAAGGCACAGCAGGUUUCCCAAGGUCUCGACGUGCUCACGGGUAAGGUGGAAAAUGCUGCACGGAAACUGGAGGCCAUGACCAACUCCAAGCAGGCCAUCGCCAAAAGGAUUGAUGCUGCGCAGAAUUGGCUUGCAGACCCUAACAGUGGAACAGAGGGAGAGGAGAAUGUCAAGGCGGUGCUCAUGGAGGCCAGAAAGAUUGCUGACAUGUGCGAAGACCCCAAAGAAAGAGAUGACAUCAUGCGCUCUGUUGGAGAGAUCGCUGCCAUGACUGCCAAGCUGUCGGAUCUCAGAAGACAGGGCAAAGGUGACACGCCUGAAGCCAGAGCUUUGGCUAAACAAAUCGCAACAGCUCUGCAGAACCUGCAGUCCAAAACCAACAAGGCUGUGGCCAACAGCAGGCCUGCAAAGGCAGCUGUUCACUUGGAAGGAAAAAUCGAGCAGGCACAGCGAUGGAUUGACAAUCCCACCGUGGAUGACAGCGGUGUGGGCCAGGCAGCCAUACGUGGCCUAGUUGCAGAGGGCCACAGGCUGGCCAAUGCCCUGCCGGGCCCAUACAGGCAGGAGCUGCUAGGCAAGUGUGAGCAGGUAGAGCAGCUCAUGGCCCAGCUCGCUGACCUGGCUGCCCGCGGUGAAGGGGACUCCCCUCAGGCACGUGCUGUGGCUCAACAGCUCCAAGCAGCCCUGAAGGAUCUGAAAGGAAAGAUGCAAGAGGCGAUGACUCAGGAGGUGUCUGACAUCUUCAGUGACACAACUACCCCCAUCAAGUUACUGGCAGUGGCCGCUACCGCCCCGCUCGACGCCCCCAACAGAGAUGAGGUCUUUGACGAAAGAGCUGCCAACUUUGAGAAUCACGCCAAUAAGCUUGGCACCACAGCAGAGAAGGCUGCUGCUGUUGGCACUGCUAACAAGAGCACGGUGGAGGGAAUCCAGGCUGCCGUCAAGUCGACAAGAGACUUAACACCACAAGUGGUAUCUGCUGCGCGCAUUUUGCUGAGAAACCCCGGCAACCAAGCAGCAUAUGAACAUUUUGAAACCAUGAAGAACCAGUGGAUUGACAAUGUAGAAAAAAUGACAGGUUUGGUGGACGAGGCCAUCGACACCAAAUCUCUGCUCGAUGCUUCAGAGGACGCCAUAAAGAAGGACCUGGAUAAGUGCCGUGUGGCGAUGACCAAUCACCAGCCUCAGAUGUUGGUCGCAGGUGCUACCAGUAUCGCCCGCAGAGCUAACCGCAUCCUCCUGGUAGCUAAACGAGAGGUAGAAAAUUCUGAGGAUCCUAAAUUCAGGGAGGUGGUGAAGGCUGCAUCUGAUGAACUGAGCCAGACGAUCUCUCCUAUGGUGAUGAAUGCUAAGGCUGUGGCUGGAAAUAUCCAAGAUCCAAGUCUUCAGAAGGGCUUUUUGGACUCAGGUUAUAAGAUUCUUGGUGCUGUGGCAAAAGUCAGGGAGGCUUUCCAGCCUCAAGAACCAGACUUCCCUCCACCUCCUCCUGAACUGGAUCAGCUUAAUCUUAACGAUGAGGCAGCACCUCCCAAGCCUCCUCUCCCAGAGGGUGAGGUUCCUCCCCCAAGGCCUCCUCCCCCAGAGGAGAAAGAUGAGGAGUUCCCUGAGCAGAAGGCUGGUGACAUGGUUAAUGAGCCCAUGAUGGUGGCUGCGAGGCAGCUUCACGAUGAAGCCCGCAAAUGGUCCAGCAAAGGAAAUGACAUCAUUGGCGCUGCCAAACGAAUGGCCCUUCUCAUGGCGGAGAUGUCACGUCUGGUGCGUGGAGGCAGCGGAAACAAGCGUGCACUCAUCCAGUGCGCCAAAGACAUCGCUAAGGCUUCUGAUGAGGUCACACGGCUGGCUAAGGAGGUGGCCAAGCAGUGCACUGACAAACGUAUCCGGACCAACCUGCUGCAGGUGUGCGAGCGCAUUCCCACCAUCAGCACUCAGCUCAAAAUCCUGUCGACAGUCAAGGCCACCAUGUUGGGUCGUACCAACAUCAGCGAAGAGGAGUCAGAGCAGGCUACUGAGAUGUUGGUCCACAAUGCUCAGAACCUGAUGCAGUCUGUGAAGGAGACUGUCAGAGAGGCUGAGGCAGCUUCCAUCAAGAUCCGGACAGAUGCAGGUUUCACCCUCCACUGGGUCAGGAAGACCCCCUGGUACCAGUAAGAGAAGAGAAGGGCCAUCGUUCAUGCCGGUCCAGGAGGACUUUGAAUGGACAGAUAUAUACUUUACCAGAGCUAUGAUAUCAGUGCCCCACAUCCUAAUAUUGGAAGAGUUUCUCUUGGUCCCACGUCCUGUCUGUAACAGUUGCUGUUCUGAUAUAAUGUAAACGGUGGGACUUUUCAAUGCGAGUUAUGGCUUAUAAUUUUACUGGGAACAGCUUUUUUUUUCUAAAGUGUGUAAAAAUGUGUUUUUAGUUUGAGAAAUCCCAGGAAUAUAUAUAUUUUGAUCAGAGGUUAGAUUUCCUAUAAUGUGAGGUUAAUUGUUUCUGGCCUCUUCUAGCAAACCACAGUAAAUUAAAUUGAAAUAUAACAUUAUCUCUAGACAUUUUUCUAUCUUUGUACUGAUAAUUUUAUUGUCGUUAUCAUCCAUUCGUUCUUGCUAGGAUAAGCACAUGAACCUGGGGAGUUGUUACAAGUACAUUAUACACCUGCGCUGAGUGCAUGCAAGAUCUGUUCAGCAGUAUUUUGUCUGUUUACACUAUUCUGUAUUAUGACAACUGAAAGAGAAACACUGUUUUACUUAUGCCGUUGUAGCAGUCUGUAUUUUCUUUUGCCAAAGACAUCCUGCAACAAUUUCAAGUCUUUCUUUGGUCAGCAAUACUUAUUUGACUUUAAGGGAUAGUUUUAAGAUGAACCUGAUUGAAAGGAAAAAAACUAAUUUUAAGAGCCGGCAGAGCUUUUAGGCCUGCAUUUGACUCAUUCAGCUCUUUUUGUUUAACACGCUGCAUUGAGAUUACAUGCAAUAAACAGGCUUAUGCUACACUAUGCGGCUUAAUAGCCAAAAAGUUAUUACUCUAAUCUUCCCAGCAAAGCUUUGCCUUCUUUAGAGAAAGUCAUCCAGCCUGUUGUUUUCUUUGUUGUUUUUCACUCAACAUUCUUGUACGUCUCAUAUCUUUGUGCACAAUCAUUUUUGUAAUAUAUGAAUAGCACAUUUCUUAGGUAGUCAAGGGAAAGACCGCGGCUUAGAGAUAAAAGCACAGUGUCUGCAGCUGGUGAAAUCUUCUUUUUAUAUUCUCACGUCUGUCUAAACAUGUCCUGAUACACUAAAAUUAAAUGGCCACUUCUUGGGGCUACUGUAGUCGAUACUUUAAAAUAUUUGAAGACUGUUGGUGUGAAUGUCUCAUUUUAAGUACCUAAUGCCAACUGAUGUGCCUUGGGAAAUAAACUUUAUUUGCAAUUGAUACAAUUUUCAUUUUAAGAUGUUUUGUAUCAUUUUGUACCAGGUGUCAUUGUGUUGAUUUCCUUGAAACACUUGCUGUACAUGAUUCUUCUUUAAAAUGUUCCCGGUUUAUGACUUACUUUUAGUCACGUUAUGCUCUAUGCAAAACCUCGCAGAUCUUCAAAUUAUGCAAUGUAGCUGGGGUUAAAUGGGCCUGAAUGUGGAUUUGCUUAGGCUUUGUUCACAAUUUUGUAAUAAAGCAUUUUAUAGCACUUGGA
Molecule: messenger RNA, 4905 nt
Organism: Oreochromis niloticus (Nile tilapia)
Lineage: Eukaryota; Metazoa; Chordata; Actinopteri; Cichliformes; Cichlidae
Product: vinculin
Exons: 21
Coding region: 212-3412 (1066 amino acids)
Biological process (GO): cell adhesion
Cellular component (GO): actin cytoskeleton
Molecular function (GO): actin filament binding; structural molecule activity
Source: RefSeq, a predicted model, not a curated record